Callorhinchus milii (elephant shark) is the source of this 1276-nucleotide messenger RNA. Its product is annotated as protein FAM3C-like. The transcript has 10 exons. The coding region runs from base 203 to 877 and encodes 224 amino acids. The record is from RefSeq and is a predicted model, not a curated record. NCBI's taxonomy places the organism in Eukaryota, Metazoa, Chordata, Chondrichthyes, Chimaeriformes, Callorhinchidae.
UUGCCUGAACUUAAAGCUUCAUUUGUAAAGAUCAGGUACUGGAAGAAGUACGGGAGUGAAAAGUAAUGGUACUGCAGGGCUGAGGAAUAACUUGCUGAAAAGAACAAGAGGAGCCUCAGUGGUAAUGGUCAUCAACAAGAAACUGCCCAGAAGUAACACCAGUCUUUUAAAAGCCGUGUGACGUGUCUCAAAUUCCACAGUUAUGAGAGUCUCAGUGCUGAUCCGUGGUGUGGUGGUGCUGCUCAUCAGCAUCCUGACUCUAUACAUCACAAAUAAACUAAUGAAUUCUCCACAAAACAUCAACAACAUAAAAUGGAUGCUAGGUGAAACAACACAAUCUCGCUCCAAAAAGAAUGAUGAGCGCCAGCCCUGUGAUAUUGAAUGCCCAGAGCACAAUUAUCCCUUUAGGAUCAUUAGUGGAGCAGCCAGUGUUGUGGGACCCAGCAUCUGUUUCAAUGGGAACAUCCUGAUGAGCAACAUAAAGAACAACAUCGGGAGAGGGUUGAACAUCGCUCUAGUGAAUGCUACAACAGGUAAAACAAUGCAGACAGACUUCUUUGACAUGUGGUCCGGAGAUAUCAAUCUGCUUCUGGCAUUCCUUAAACCAAUAGUUUCCGGAACCAUUGUGCUACUUGCUUCUUUUGACGACCCAGCGACAAAGAUGAAUGAUAAAGCAAGAACUAUCUUUAGUGAACUGGGGAGUUCUUUAAUUCAUUCAGUGAAAUUUCGAGACAACUGGGUUUUUGUGGGAGCAAAAGGAAUUAAGGAAAAAAGUCCAUAUGAACAGAUCAUCCAAAAUGACAAAGCAAAAAACAAAUAUGGAGCGUGGCCUGAGGCGGUGGAAAUGGAAGGCUGCAUACCAAAGAAGCAUAAUUAGCGGACUUAUUACCCUUAAUAUCACAACAGAGAAUCAUAAAACCACAGAAAUGUACAACACAGUAGGAGGCCAUUGUGUGUCUUGUUGCGCCCCCUCCCCACCCCCAACCCCAGACUUAACUUUUAGCUACAUCAGUAAAGAGGUAAUUGGAGAACAGGACACACGAUUAUAUUACGGACUGUUCUUCAACUGCUCCAAUUCAAGCCUUUGCUAUGUUUGCUGCAGUACCUCUGAUCAACUUGCAGGUAGCAAUGAUUUUUUAAACUGGAGCAAGAUCACAUAAGCCCAGAAAUGCACAGGAAUGAAAUGAGGCCUGAACUACAUGGUUGAUGCAUGAAAGUUAGAAGUGGAAGGCCUGAAUUAUGUUUUAUGUAAAAUAAAUAAAGGAACUUUACUCAA